AUGUCUUGUAUGAUACCAAUUAUUCUUGGUAGUUCAUUAAUAUUUGCUAGGGUCAUCACUAAAGAAACAGAAGCACAAUUAAGUACAUAUUCAAAAGCUGGACAAAUCGCUCAAGAAGUGUUUAGUUCAUUAAGAACUGUACUCUCAUUCAAUGGAGGCAAAUUGCAACAAAAACAAUAUGAUAAAGAAUUAAAACUAAAUGAAUGGUGUACUGUUCGCAAAGAUGCUGCAUUUGGUGCUUUUACUGGUUGGAUAUUUUGUAUAAACUUUAUAGUUUAUUCAAUUGGUUUCACUUUUGGUUCCAUUCUUAUGUCUUAUGGAAAUCAUCGUACACUGACCAUUAGUGAGAUUCUUAUUGUUGUGAAUAUGUUUGCACAAGCUUUAAGUUUUCUCAAUUCAAUUGGACCUUUCUUCCUAUCAAUUUCAGAAGCUCAAGGUGCAGCAGUAUCCGUAUUUCGACUUAUUGAUGAGGCACAUGAUGCAAAUAUUAAUGAAAAAGAAAUAUUGCAAGAGAGCAUAUCUGAUGAGAAAUCUAUUUCUAAUAUCAAUGGUGAUAUUGAAUUUGAUAAUGUUAGUUUUUCUUAUCCAUCUAGAGAAAAUGCAACAGCUUUGAAUAAUCUUAAAUUGAUUGCUCGUGCUAAUCAAACAACUGCUCUUGUAGGUUCAAGUGGUUGUGGAAAAAGUACAUGUGUAUCACUUCUUCUUCGCUUUUAUGAACCUUCCUUGGGCAGAAUUAUGAUUGAUGGGCAAUCAAUUACAGAUUAUAAAAUCAAACAGUUUCGUCAAAAUAUUGGAAUUGUUAGUCAAGAACCUAUUCUAUUUGGAAUAAGUAUUUAUGAAAAUAUUCGUUUUGGUAAAAUGAAUGCAACACGUGCAGAAAUUGAAAAUGCAGCAGAACAAGCUAAUGCACAUAAAUUCAUUAUGAAAUUACCAAAUAAAUAUGAAACACUUGUUGGUGAACGUGGUAUACAAUUGAGUGGUGGCGAAAAACAACGUAUUGCAUUAGCCCGUGCACUUGUCAAACAACCCAGUAUUCUUUUGUUAGAUGAAGCAACAAGUGCACUUGAUAAUGUUAGUGAAAGAAUUGUUCAAGAAGCACUUGAUCGAGCAUGCAAAAAUCGUACCACUAUAGUUAUUGCUCAUCGUUUGACUACGAUUCAAAAUGCUGAUUAUAUAUAUGUAUUAGAUAGCGGAAGUGUACUUGAAGAAGGUACACAUGAAACAUUAUUGGCAAAAGAAGGAGGCAAAUAUCAAACAAUGGUCAAAAUGCAACAAUCUGAAAAAAUGAUUGAUGCACAAGAUGGCUUAAUGAAUAUGGAAAAAGCAGCAGCUGAAGAUGAAGAACAAAUACUGGAACGUAUUCGUCUGCUGAGUGAAAGCGAAUCAAUUGAUAUAAAUCAGGAAUUUAAUGAUUGUAAUUACGGUGAUGUGCGUCGUCGAGUGUUGAUUACAUGUGGUUUAUUUAUUCUUACCGGCGCUAUUUUUAUGAUUUUUCAUUUUUUUCAAGUAACAAUUUUAUUACUAAACUAUAUCAAUGAGUUUUUUCAUCUUCGUUUACAGUUUGUGACUUUUGGAAUAGCAGGAGCAAAAUUAGUUACUCGUCUUCGUUCAAAAUCUUUCGCAUGCUUUCUUCGUCAAGAAGUCGCUUAUUUUGAUCGACCUGAAAACAGUUCUGGUGCUAUAUGUACUCAACUCUCUUCUAAUGCAGCUGCUAUAGAAGAUAUGGCUGGUACAAGAUUAGGCAUUAUUUGUCAAGCUUUAUCCAUGUCUACUUUUGGCUUCUUGCUUGGCUUUUUUUACAAUUGGCAAUUAACAAUGAUCAUAGCUAUUCCUUUCGUUAUCGUACUGAUCGCCACUAUUAUAGAAAUACGGUUGAGUUCAUGGUUAAAAACACAAUCUAAUCUCGUUCACUCUCAAGCUAGCACGCUUGCUGUUGAAGUUAUUACAAAUAUGCGCACAGUAAAACAGUUAUCAAUGGAAAUUGAAAUUUUACAACAAUAUUCGAAUAUGAUUGAUCAAGUAUUAAAAUUGUCUUGGAGACCUGAAGCACUGUUUGCAACAGUUUUUGGAUUGUACUGGGCAAUGAGUUCAUUAACUUUGGGACUUUUGUA
Adineta steineri is the source of this 2111-nucleotide messenger RNA. The record is from the annotation of a GenBank genome assembly. NCBI's taxonomy places the organism in Eukaryota, Metazoa, Rotifera, Eurotatoria, Adinetida, Adinetidae.